AUGAGCGCAACAAACUUUACGGACGAAGCUCACAAGGCUCUGCUAGAUUCGAACGAUCUGGCAUCAAAAUAUGCUCACCCUCAGAUCCUGCCCAUCCAUCUGGCUGUCUCGCUCCUCAGUCCUUCGCUACCUGGGUCUAAGGACCAACAAGCGUAUGUAGCUAGCGUGCCGCUCUUCAAGCAAGUUGUCGAGCUGGCGCACGGCGAUCCAGAACUGCUUCACCGCUCGCUAUUCAAGUUGCUGAUACGACAACCGACCCAAGAUCAAAUCACAGAGCACGUCAGUCUUUCUCCUGCUCUCGCCAAGGUAAUACGGUCCGCAAGCGAGCUUUCCAAGACUCAGAAUAGGAGAGAUGGCUAUGCCGCCAUUGAGCACCUAAUCCUGGCUGUGACUCAGGACUCGCAAGUCCAGCAGGCCCUGGCAGAUGCAAACAUCCCAAAUGCUAAGCUGAUCGACCAUGCUGUACAGCAGAUUUGCGGCUCCAAGCAGAUAGACUUGACGACUGCGUAUUCAGAGAGUGAAAAUAAAAAUAGAAAUCUGAGCAAAUUCACUAUCGAUAUGAUAGCGCAGGUGAGAGAAGGCAAGAUUGAACCUGUGCUCAGCCAUUAUGAGGAAACUAGACAGGUCAUCCAGAUUCUGAGCAGGCGGACGAAGAAUAACCCUAUUCUGAUCGGCGAAUCGGGCGUCGGAAAGACUACGCUUGUGGCGGGUCUUGCACAUUUGAUCUGUAAUGCAGAGGCCCCUGCAAGCCUGUUGCAUUGCAGACUACUCUCUCUUGACAUGGGUUCACUUAUUGCUGGAUGCAAGUAUCCUGGAGAAUUUGAAGAAAGGAUGAUGGGUGUCCUGAAGGAGGUUGAGGAGUCAAAAGAUACGAUCAUCCUCUUCAUCGAUGAUAUCCACUUUAUCAUGGAUGCUCCCUCCAGCAGUGAUGGAGGAAUGGGCGCUGCAAAGCUGCUCAAAUUAAUGCUAGCUAGCGGGAAACUCCACCGCUGCAUUGGAGCCACGACAAAUAUGGAAUACCGGAAGUACAUGGAGAAGGAUCAGGUUUUCCGUCGAUUUCAGCAAGUGCUGGUGACAGAGCCGUCAGUGUCAGAGACCAUUUAUAUCCUCAGGUGUCUCAAAGCCAAAUAUGAAGUGCACCACGCUGUAAUUAUCCAUGAUGGUGCCGUCGUCGCUGCUGCCAAGCUUGCCGCUCGCUAUCUUAUAGAUCGACGACUUCCCGACUCAGCCAUUGACCUCAUCGACGAGGCCGCAGCUGCGGUGCGAAUUGCUCGGGAGACUCAACCGCAGCCUCUCGGCAACUUGGAAAGGAAGCUGCAACGACUCCAGGUUGAAAUCCACGCCUUAAAUAAGGGAAAAGAUGAAGCUUCAAAAGCACAGUUGGAAGUUGCUAAGCAGGAAGCUGUGAACUGUGCAAAGGACCUGCAGCCGCUACGUGAGAAAUAUGAGAGUGAGAAAAAGCGAAGCAAGGAAAUACAGGAUGCCAAGAUGAAACUUGACUCACUUAUUGCCACGAGAGACGCGGCAGAACAAUCUGGAGACCUCCAAACCGCUGCAGACAUGGUGUACUACGCCAUUCCAGAGUUGAAGGAACGGAUCGAGAGGAUGGAGGCGGAGAGGACAGAAGCCUGUGCGGAGCAACGCGCUCACCAGGGAGAAGUCGAUGAGGCCUGGUUCCCUGCUGAUGCUGUUGGCCCUGCCCAAAUCCAUGAGCUCGUCGCCAGAUGGACCGGAAUUGCACUCACGAGUGUUGUGAUAUGA
Aspergillus pseudoviridinutans is the source of this 1761-nucleotide messenger RNA. RefSeq lists its product as uncharacterized. Bases 1 to 1761 code for a protein of 586 amino acids. Lineage: Eukaryota; Fungi; Ascomycota; Eurotiomycetes; Eurotiales; Aspergillaceae. Gene Ontology annotation, molecular function: ATP binding; ATP hydrolysis activity. The transcript has a single exon. Gene Ontology annotation, cellular component: cytoplasm; cytosol. The record is from RefSeq and is a predicted model, not a curated record. Gene Ontology annotation, biological process: cellular response to heat.